Schizophyllum commune H4-8 is the source of this 1140-nucleotide messenger RNA. RefSeq names its product phosphoglycerate mutase-like protein. Gene Ontology annotation, biological process: positive regulation of DNA repair; regulation of pentose-phosphate shunt; negative regulation of programmed cell death. Gene Ontology annotation, cellular component: cytosol. The record is from RefSeq and is a predicted model, not a curated record. The coding region runs from base 276 to 1013 and encodes 245 amino acids. NCBI's taxonomy places the organism in Eukaryota, Fungi, Basidiomycota, Agaricomycetes, Agaricales, Schizophyllaceae. Gene Ontology annotation, molecular function: fructose-2,6-bisphosphate 2-phosphatase activity. The transcript is spliced from 6 exons.
CUUCGUGCAGAACGUCCAUCUCUGCCCUCGUCUGGCGGGAGCGAUUGCGCAGUAACACCUCUCGUAUCCUUCUCCAGAGAUCCGUAUAGUAAAUCAGCUCGUAUAUAUCGAGCCUCGUGUCAUGCCAACAACCAUCUUCACGUUUGUUCGACACGGGGAGUCAAUGGAUAACCUAGUACGAUUCUGUCGUUUAGAGUUAGAGAAACGCACCCGACCCCAUGCUAUAGAAACAAGUAUGGGCGGGGUGGAAGGAGUCAUCUUUGUCGAAUCAUGGCAUGAACCAAGCAAACGCCCUCGCAACCUCCUUCGCCAACGAGAAGUUCACAGCUAUCCUAACUUCGCCCCUAAACCGCGCCCUCUCGACUGCUUCAGCAAUUCACGACAGGCAAGCGCCGCCAAGGCCGCCGAUCAUACAGAACGACUUGCUCAAAGAGCAACACUUUGGAGAGGGCGAGGGUAAGCCGUACACUGCGGCACGCACUGGCAAGACGGGCACGACACCUGCUUCGAAUGAAAAGCAGGACAGGUCGUCUAAGCUGCAAGACGGGACGUACGCGCGCAAUAGGGGCGACGACGAGAGGUUUCCGGGAGGAGAAAGUCGGAGGGAGGUGCGGGAGCGGGCGGACAAGACGGUUGAGGAGCUAUUGCUGCCGUAUAUCGGGCUGGAGGAGGAGAGUGAGCGACCGACGCACAUAUUGGUGGUCAGCCAUGGGAUCUAUAUCCGACAUCUGGUGGGCGCGUUGGUGAAGCGAGGAACGCUAGCGAAGGCGUCGACGGAGCGCAUAACGCUGCAUAAUACGGGGUGGGUGAGGGUGGUUGUGGAAAAGGAGGGCGACAAGUUGACCAUGAGUAUCACUGAGGUGAACCGACACGACCAUUUGAAUAGUCUGGUUCGCCAGAAAGGUGGUAUCGGAAGCUCUGCGCAUGAUCCUCGACAGAAAGACCUUCGUGCGUUCUUUGGUGGGGGUAAGGCUCGCACGGCCUCGGCACAGAAGAGGUCAGAGCGCAGGUAGUAGCAGGAACAUGAUGAGGAAGUUGGGGUUGGACAUAUAUUAUUGCAGCCGAAAGCACGCAUACGUAUAAUAUAGCACUGGACUGGAUCAUAUGAGCACGAAACAAAACAGAAAAUUAAUGUCGCAC